Molecule: messenger RNA, 1311 nt
Organism: Lingula anatina
Lineage: Eukaryota; Metazoa; Brachiopoda; Lingulata; Lingulida; Lingulidae
Source: RefSeq, a predicted model, not a curated record
AUGAAAGGAUCUCUUGUGUGUGGUUCGUGUCCACAGGGUCAAUACAACGCCAACACGGAUUCUGACGAAACCUGCGACUGGUGUGCCAAUGGUGUGAGGCAAGGUGCCUGUGUCGCCUGUCAGGCUGGGCAAUACCAAGACCAAUAUGGCUCGUCAGCGUGUCUCCCGUGCCCAAGCGGGAGCUACCAAAACGAAAGUGGGUCUGCAGAAUGCCUUCCAUGUCCACCUGGGCAAUUCCAAAGCGAAACUGGGUCUCAGACCUGCAUACCGUGCGCUGUAGGAGAGUACCAGAACCAGAACGGGUCAACGUCAUGUUUGCCUUGUCCGGUCGGGCAGUUCCAGAGUUCUUCUGGGCAGGCAACUUGUUCCCUCUGCCAAGCGGGCCACUACCAAGAUACCAUCGGUCAGACAACCUGUUCCUCUUGCCCUGCUGGUCAAUAUCAGAACUCAACCGGGCAGUCAACCUGUAUCCAGUGCCCUGUGGGGCACUACCAAAGCUCUGUAGGACGGGCGGCCUGCACAGCCUGUCCCAUUGGGCAAUACCAGAGUGCAGCUGGAGCGGUAUCUUGUGUCAGUUGUUCAUCUGGGUCCACAACGGCGGCAACAGGGUCCACAAGUGCGUCUGACUGCGUUGUUUCAGAUCCUAAUUGUGGGCCAGGGUAUACUUUACAAUACGCAGGUAAAAACUACUACUUCGGUGACCCAAAACAGGGACGGUCGCAGGAGGCGGCCCAGACGUGCUGUCAAAACAUGGGGAUGAUCCUUGUUGCCAUAAACGACGCACAAGAAUGGAACUUUGUUGACUCCAAUGUAGCCUCCACCUCAUAUAAUGGAUACUGGUGUGAUGCGGAGUGUAUCAAUAGUGUCUGUAUUUGGAAGAACAGUCCCAACUCAGUAUUUUACAAUCCCGGGGUUGGGGGAGGUGCAAUAGAUGGAGCAGGGAAUGAACCGUGCCUCGUUAUGAAAUGGGCUGGUGGCAUCGAUUACCAAGAUCUUGCUUGUACAAGCACUAGCUACAACGCUGGGUUUGUGUGUGAAUAAUAGACACAUUUACCUAUAUUUCUACGUCAAUGGCGGCAAAUAAUGAUCAGAAUGGCCAAGAUUAAACAGGUGCACUGUUAGCCACCAAUAGGGGUAAUAACGAUACAGAAAACACAGAGAAACUCUGUUUGAGAUUGUCCGCCAUACCCCCCAAGGCAAGCUUUGGCUAUCUAAAUCAUAAUUUUGUUUGUAUUACUAUUUAUUACUUUAGAGGCAUACAAUGCAUGUCAGAAUCUGUUUAUUUAGCAAAAAUAAUAGCAAAAAAUAGUG